UCUUGGUUCAAGGGCAGGGAAAGUUACAGGUUUAAUUCCGGCAAAUCAUUAGCGACUGAGAACCGGGAAGGGGCUUCGAUGGCAAAGCGGGACUGUGAGCAUACAUAGCCGAGGAAACCACUGGAGGGAAGACACACACCGCAUUCCACCCGCCUGGAGAAGGGGCUCCUUCUGGCCAUGUCUCCUGUAGCCGCCGCCGAGUCAGAUGGGGUCCAGCGAGACAGGCAUGUCAGCAAGCUCAUCUUCUUCCUUUUUGUCAUGGGCGCCAUCCUGCUGUGCGUGGGAGUCCUGCUCUCCAUCUUCGGGUUCCAGGCGUGCCAGUAUGAAACCCUCCCAGACUGCAGCAUGGUGCUGAAGAUCGCUGGGCCCGCGUGUGCCGUGGUCGGGCUGGGGGCUGUGAUCCUGGCCCGCUCCCGGGCACGACUUCAGCAAAGUGAGGGGCGUCUGCGAGGCAACCAGGGGGACUCCGACCGAGCCUUCCUCUGCGGGGAGAGCCGCCAGUUUGUCCAGUGUCUCAUCUUUGGGUUUCUGUUUCUGACGAGCGGUAUGCUCAUCAGCGUCCUGGGCAUUUGGGUUCCCGGGUGUGGCUCAGACUGGGCGCAGGAACCGCUGAAUGAGACAGACACUGCUGACUCGGAGUCCCAGAUCUGUGGGUUCCUGUCCCUGCAGAUCUUGGGACCCUUGAUCGUGCUUGUGGGACUGUGUUUCUUCGUGGUUGCUCAUGUUAAGAAGAGGAACAACUUGAAUGGGGGCCAGGAUGCUUCCGAAAGUGAAGAGAGACAGCCCCAGCACAUGGAGCCUGUCCAGGUCACCGUAGGCGAUGCUGUGAUAAUAUUCCCACCCCCUCCACCACCUUAUUUUCCUGAGACUUCAGCUGCUGCAGCGUCUCAAGGUCCUGGCGCUGAUGAUUUGCUUCCAAACGAAAGUCCACCUUCGUAUUACAGUAUUUUUCACUAUGGGACUCCGCCUCCUGAGGGCCAAGGUGUGACCUCUGAGAGAGAUUGUGACUCUAUAUAUACUAUUUCUGGGACUGCUCCAUCCUCUGAGACCUCACACACUCCCUCUCUCUCAUCCGAAUUGCCUCCCAGAUACGAAGAAAAAGAAACCGCUGCCACUACAUCCUUGUCUCCAUCUUCUGAGCCUUCCCCACCAUGAACCGUGGACUCCAGUUCAAUUUUAUAUAGAAUCAAUCACUAUUUUAUUUAAUUUGUUUUUUAAUAAAAAAAAGCACAGUA
This is a messenger RNA of Phacochoerus africanus (Common warthog), 1235 nucleotides long. It is a transcript of the gene TMEM171, whose product is annotated as transmembrane protein 171. The record is from RefSeq and is a predicted model, not a curated record. NCBI's taxonomy places the organism in Eukaryota, Metazoa, Chordata, Mammalia, Artiodactyla, Suidae. The transcript has 4 exons. Bases 178 to 1155 code for a protein of 325 amino acids.